This is a messenger RNA of Prunus armeniaca (apricot), 450 nucleotides long. The record is from the annotation of a GenBank genome assembly. NCBI's taxonomy places the organism in Eukaryota, Viridiplantae, Streptophyta, Magnoliopsida, Rosales, Rosaceae.
AUGAUGCAUCAUCCAUGGCUGAAAAGCCAACCAGCAAAUGAUCAAAAUGUGGAAUCAAUGCAUGGAGAUCAUGUCAUUCCAAAGACAUCAUCGGUACAUGCUUGUAGUGAUUUGGGAAAUUCAAAUGAGAGAGAUAGCACCAUAAUUGAGAUUGGAGGAGAUCAUGAAGGGUAUCAUCAAACAAUUAGAAGGUCGGUUUCCAUGAAUGAUCGUCAGAAUCAUCGAGUUUUAGUCGCUGAUAUUCUGAGCAGGAAUGAUGAAGAAGACAAGGAGGACGAUAUGAACUCAGAGUCAGAUGAUAUUGUUGAAGGAGUUGGCAAAUCUAGCCAUAGAAAAUGGGUGCUCCUGCAUUGUGUUAUGAGUUCUGUUGCAAUGAAGAGAUCAUUCUCAAGUGCAAGAUUCUUUCCCACUAGACCUUCAAGAGCUCGAAAUACAGUACUUCCAGUCUAG